UCGGUAGCGGAACAAGACGAAUAUUUCGAUGAAUUCGCGUUCGAAAUCGUCGAUUCUCAUCGACGACUAGUGGCGCCUAGCGGCGGCUGUACAUGGGGGGAGCGGGUGGCGGCAGCUGGUGGCGGUACGGCCAAUCAGCGCUCCCGGAAUGAUCGCUGCGCGUGGUAGGCUGCGCGAGCGUCACGUAGCCGCGGAGCCGUCAGUGUGCGCGCCGCGGAGAGCCAGACAGACAGACAUCUUGUAGUAGAAUUUAGCGGCGUGGUGUUUUUUCGACCGUGGGUGUCGGUGUCACGGUUUCGUGUCGCGGUGCUCGUCAUUACGGUGUCAUCGCCGUCGCCGUCGUCUGGUCGUCGUUGUCAUCGUCGUCCACCGCCGUCUCCUUCGUUGAAACGUCGUGAAAAACCCGUUCUCCCUGUGCUCGAGCGCGAUCGUUGACGUUGUCCUCUAUCUCGUCCUUAUUAAACAGUCGUCGUCAACAACACGUCUGGUCGUUCGACGGAGGCUCGAUCGUGUUGCUCGGUGUGGUGGUACCGCGGUCGCGAGACCCCGUCGUGCUGGCCGUGCAGCUCGCGUGGUCCAGCGAUCCAGUUACUUCGCCCCGCAAAAGGCGUUGGUGGGUUACCUUUCGUCGUCGGCCAGAGGGAGCAAGAGCGAGAAAGAUAGCCAGCAGCAGAGUCGGAGUUACUGGGUCGGGUCGGUGUGUCGUAAAUACACGGUUAAGCGAGAGGGACAACACGGGCAGGAAUAUAAUUUCUCACUCCGCAAACGCCCAAUGAACAACGCUCCGGAGCCACCGAUGUGCCGCACCGUGCGAUAACUUCCGUCACCUCUCCGACCCCCCCGUCACUCCUCCCUCUCCCCCACUCCGUGCGUGUGUAUGUGUGUGUGCCGCGCCGGGCUCUCGAGGUGAAAAUACCGCCCUCUCCUUCCACCCAACCCCCCGUUCGAGAGGAAGGUGCUACCUCGCGCGAAGUGAACCACGGGCCGGAGGUAGAAGAAAGAAAAAAAAAAAAUUAUACAGCCAGCGAGACCGAGUGUGACACGAGCUAGUGAGUGGCAGAGAGAGAGAGAGAGAGAGAGAGAGAGAGAGAGAGACGAUCCUGUGACCGGGGAAGAGUGAAAUAGAGAAAGAAGAGAAAGAGAGCGAGAGACCGGCGCCCACCCGUCAACCAUCCCGAUACAGCAUGACCUCGAACAACUCGCAGAAGCUCUCCACGACGGAACGAGUGAUCAAAAGCUCGAGUCUCCCGAUCGAACUCUGAAAAACACAUCGACACCGACCGAUUCCACAAAAAUUGAAUCAACAGAGGCGUGACGUUACUCGCGAGGAAAACAUCCACGAUCAUGUCGUCGGCUAGUUCGGACUCCACCGAUUCCUUCAAGCUGUUUUUCUCAGACACGGAGACUCCAGAUCGUGCGAGUCUUUCGAGAAUCAAAAAGGAUGUGAGCCCAGCGGUGCAAGCGCUGAUCCAAAGGCUGAAAAGCCUCAACCUGGAGACGCCUCAGCCUCCUAGAGUGCCAGCCUGCACCCCAGCGAGCAGUUCUCCGCCUCGUUGCGGCCUAGAGACGACCCCAGAUCAACAAAGCACCCGCGAUCAAUUCGAUCCUCCAUGUAGCGGGAUAAGCAGACUGCGACGCGCGUUGGAGCUGCGAUUCAACACUUGUCUAAGCAGCUCACAGAAAAAAAUACCUAGUCCACACGCGAGGAGGCGCAGCUUCGACACUAGCAUGUUGAGGUCGAUGCUUGCUAGGGAGCAUCAGCGUCGAGAGACCUCGCCUCUCGACUCCGAGGACACCGAGGAAGCGCCAGCGAACAGGAUCAGCCCGAUUUUCAAUCGUUCGAUCGGCAGGAAGAGAAUCAGCCUCCUCAACAGCUCCAUCCAACCUCUGUCUAUCUCGUCUCCUCUGCAAGAUGACGAUCCGUUGCAGGCAAUCCCUGAUUCGCCUCUCGAGCAACAGGACGCUUCCGUGGAGAACGACGAUGUAUCGCUGCUGGAAAAGAGCUUGUACGAGGUGUCAGAGGUGUUUUUCAUGCUGAAGAAGGUGAACAAGAACACUGGUCGCUCGAGGAAAUGUCCAAUUUUGACGAGGACGGAUGUGAAGGGCGUGGACAUCUUCAAGGAGGCUAUUGACGUCAGUUUGGGGCAGCUCGUGACCCCUGAGCAGAAGGAAUUCAUUCUCGAGAGCUACAUGCAGACCUGGGACGCUGAUUCGUCCCAGUCUGGUCUCGCAAAAGUCGGUGAGGACGCGUUGGAGUGCACAGAGUACAACAACAACAUCGAUCAAUUCGGCAAGUCUAGCAUCGAUGAUACCAACGACACUUUCGUCACCUGUCAGUACGUUGGUAGCACCGAUUGCUCGCAGGUGGAGUUUGAGAAGACAGAGGAGAGACAAGGUGAAGGCAACACGAAGGAAGAAGAAGUAGAAGGGAAAUCUAAGACCGACUUUGAGCAAACCUCCUUGCACGCACAUUUUCAACAUCUUCUGAACAAAUGGCGCGGGAUAUGCGACAAGAAGAACCAAAGUUCUUGGACGUCUGAGAACGGUAACACUAGGAAGAAGAGUUACUCCGAAUCUGAUGCUUCAGACACCAAUAUCGGGACCAAAGAGGAUUGUUUUUCUUCUGAGGAUUCCAGAGGGGACAGACCAAGGUCGUCGUCAGUCAUGAUAUCUGGCGUUAGAGUAUCAGAGAACUUGGUACACGAAGAGUCAGGGAUUCAGCUCAAUGAUGGUCGACCCGAGGGAUGUGGAAAUGUUUCGUUGCCAGCGCUGGAUGUUGUAGAGACGAGUCCUGAUCCUGAAGUAGGUAGCAAGAGUAGUCAACCCUCGGUCAGCCCUGCUGUGAUUUUUCCCACGGAAGAAAUCAUGAGAAAUCACAACGACUUGCAGAGCUUGGACGAUUCGGUCAGGUCCGUCGCCAGCUCAACAGUCGCCAACUUGAUCGAUUUCUCGAUGGACAUCGGGGAUACCUCCUUCGAAAGCGUGAAUUAUAAACACCUUCCAAUGACGGAAGUCUCACCUCUGCACGUCAAGUUCCACUUUCGGGACACAUGGAACUCGAAGAGCGAUGACCAAAGUUCUUCGACACUGAUCGGCAGGAAGAAGUAUCGCUCCGAAUCAGAAGUCUCGAUCACGAGUCCCACCGAUAUAGACAUCUCGCCAAUCGAGCACGUAGACAGGUCAAAGUCCAUGUCACCUAUCGCUGCUUCGCGUGGGAGACUAGUAAACGAAGAAUCACCAACCGACCUAAAGGACGAAGAGUCUGGAAACGUUUGGGAGGACGCGUCGCUGGACGUUUCAAGGACGAAAGUGGAUCUUGAUCAGGAUAGCCAGUGUAUGAACAAGUCUUUCAUCAUCACGGAAAAAUCGAAUAUCGACGACACUCCUAGCGAAGUCGCUGGUUCCAAGCAGGGUAUUCGCAACGUUGGGUUCAUCGUGGACGAUUCUUACAUGUCCAUCGAGAGUCCCAUCGUCGGUAGCAGAUUAGUAGAUCUUAGGACGAAACAUUCGAACCCGUCUUCUGGAUCAGGCAGCUGCAACAACGAACUCACCUUGUACGACUCGCACAUGUCCAUCGCGAGUCCUAUCGUCAGGGGCAGGUUAGUAGAUCCUGGGACGAAACAUUCGAACCCGUCUUCUGGAUCAGGCAGCUGCAACAACGAACUCACCUCCUACGACUCGCACAUGUCCAUCGAGAGCUCCACCAUCGGUGGCAGGUUGCCCAAUCCUUCGAUGGACUUUGGAGACUACUCCUGCGAGUCUGAGGAUAGCAAGAAGUCCUUCGACAACUUAGAGGAGCUGUCUGAACAGUCUGAGUCACCGAAGUCUCAAGCUCGGGAUGGUUCGAAGACUGAGAGCGAAGAAAUGGAGGACGAAGUGGAGGAAGACGAUGUCUUCGAGGAGGACCAAAACGACGUUCGUCAGAAGAAUGCCGCGAAGUUUCGCGAGUUCCUGCGGAAACUGGCCUCCAGGGAGAAGUGCUCGCAGAGUCCUGUCGCGGAGGAGUCUCGAAGGUUGGACAGGAAGCCACAGGACGCCAAGAAGAAGGCCAAGCCUGAUGUCAGACGCAGACCAGAUGUCCUCUUCCCACCAUCGCACAAAUUGACAGUGGCAGAGGUGUUCGACGCGCGGACAGAUCGGCCGCGGCCGGAAGUCCUCAAACAACACUUUAUCCUCGAAGGUAGGAUCGACGAAGCGGCGGCCCUUCGUAUAGUCAAUGAUGGGGCCGCCCUGCUGCGCUCGGAGAAGACCAUGAUCGAUAUCGAAGCUCCAGUCACCGUAUGUGGCGACAUUCACGGGCAGUUCUACGACCUGAUGAAAUUAUUCGAGGUGGGCGGUCCACCCUCCUCGACAAAGUAUCUCUUCCUCGGCGACUACGUAGACAGGGGUUAUUUCAGUAUCGAGUGCGUAUUGUACCUGUGGGCACUAAAACUGUGCCAUCCAACCACACUCUUCCUCCUCAGAGGUAACCACGAGUGCCGUCAUCUCACGGAAUACUUCACAUUUAAGCAAGAAUGUAAAAUAAAAUACUCGGAGAGGGUGUACGACGCGUGUAUGGACGCCUUCGACUGUCUGCCGCUCGCCGCCCUCAUGAACCAUCAGUUCCUCUGCGUACACGGUGGACUCUCGCCAGAAAUUCACAAUCUAGAAGACAUACGCAAAUUGGACAGGUUCAAAGAACCUCCCGCGUUCGGACCCAUGUGCGAUCUCCUGUGGUCGGAUCCUCUGGAGGACUUCGGGAACGAGAAGAACGCGGAGCACUUCUCCCACAAUAGCGUCAGGGGUUGUUCCUACUUUUACAGUUACGCGGCGUGCUGCGACUUUCUGCAGAACAACAACCUCCUCAGCAUCAUAAGGGCACACGAGGCGCAGGAUGCAGGGUACCGUAUGUACCGAAAAUCCCAGACGACGGGCUUCCCAUCGCUAAUUACUAUCUUCAGCGCGCCCAACUACCUCGACGUUUACAACAACAAGGCGGCCGUGCUGAAGUACGAGAACAACGUCAUGAACAUCAGGCAGUUCAACUGUUCGCCCCAUCCCUAUUGGCUGCCCAACUUCAUGGAUGUUUUCACGUGGUCUCUCCCGUUUGUAGGUGAAAAGGUCACAGAGAUGUUGGUGAACGUGCUGAACAUCUGCUCGGACGACGAGCUUAUGAGCGACGGCGACGACGGGCUCGAAGAAGUCGCAGCCAAAGUCGUUGUCCAAAAAAAGAAUGGUGCAGCAGCCAAUCUACGCAAGGAGGUAAUCAGAAACAAGAUCAGAGCCAUUGGCAAGAUGGCGCGCGUCUUCUCCGUCCUCAGGGAGGAGAGCGAGAGCGUGUUACAGCUGAAGGGUUUGACACCGACUGGGGCACUACCACUUGGCGCGUUAUCUGGUGGCAAGACGUCCCUAAAAAACGCUCUCCAAGGCUUCUCGCCGAACCACAAAAUCACUUCGUUCGCAGAGGCAAAGGGUCUGGACGCCAUAAACGAAAGGAUGCCGCCAAGAAAGGACGCCCCGCCCACGCCGGUAAACGAGGAGAAGCCCGUGAUAAAGCCGCCGACUCCUGCGGGAGACAAGCGAGACCACACACCGCAACCGCAAUCGUGAGCCUCACACUCGUCCAAUCAAGGUGGCAAGGAUGGGUCGUAAGAUCCAAGUGCUGUCGCCGCCGCCACCACCGUAAGAUCCAAACCAUUGCUCGUCUCUCCCCCCCGGUUGUUAUCACUAGCGCGCUGUUUGUCGAGCCAGGAAGGAAUCGUCGCGGCCGCGAGGAAGACCUCGAACGCGGAGAAGACUGCCACGCUCGUCGACGCGAGAACCACGGGUGUCGUCGCUACUGCACCCACAGGUCGUGUCUCAGAGCAGCGGGCAGACGCUGCGAGGGAUGUCCACGCCGACGAUGGAGACGGUCCACGGGUCUGACCCCGUUUUGCGCGCGAUUCGCGCGUCGUUGCAGCUCGCGUCCUAAACGGGGAGUGUUCGUCUCGCGGGAGGUUCUGCGCGAUCGUCGUGCCCUCGUCUCCUUUGUCCUCUUUCUCCCGUCGGACGACGACGACGACCACGAUCCCUGUUCGCGUUGGAUCGAAAUUUAGAGAACGAUAGCUUGGGAACAAUGACGACGGAGGAGGGACGAAUCGAGCGCUGCGAUCUCCGUGUGUACGCGCACCUAUUGGUGGACAGACUCGGGUUCCAGAAGAGUUUGGGGCUCGCUCAGGCUGUCAACUUUCCCUUGGAAGAGAGUUUGCUUGAGGAUCUUUACUAGAACCAGGGCCUUUCAACAUCUAGGUCUCCAGACCUCUCCCAUCUGGUUUAUACCGGAAGGUUAAUGGCGUGAGCGAGCCCAUAGGAAUUACAAUUUUAACGAGGAAUUUCGAGGGAGAAUAGGGACAUCCUAUCAAGUAGAUUCAGACUAUAUAAAAAUAUGAUUUUAUUCGUUCUAUUUUUACAAUGUUAAUUAAAAUUUGUUACGAUCUGUGAUAUUCCCUGUAAAUGGAGAUCAAUUUGGAAAAAUAUUUUUUAGAGUUGCACAGCAGAACAAGCUCCACUUCUGUUGCCAUGUAUCAAGCAUAUUCCAACGUUUUACACAAAGCAACAGAAAGGUGGGACUCUGCAGAGCCACAACGAAAUGGCGCCACACGAGAUCGAUCUCUCUUACAGUGGCGCCAAGUCAAACGAGCUAAGAGUCUUCGUUCCGGUGGGACCUCUUGCAGAGAGUAGGUAUCAUAACCAAUCAUUAUGCGCGCGUAGACACGGAGCAAGGGCAAAAGGGAAGAGGGUCGCGUGUAAGUCGCGUGUCGCGGUCGUUUAAACGCCGAGGAAUCAAUCUGUCGUCGUCCUCGGUGGUCUUCGACGAUCUCUCGUUUCCCUCGAUCGCCGCGAGAUAGCGAUCCAGGCACGGGAACACUUCCUCCUCCCUCCGUAACAAACGCGAGGCGAACAUACGCGAGGUAUAGAGAAAUGAAAGAUUUGACGGGGAUUUAACAAAAAAAUAAAAGAGAAUAAAAAAUGAAACGAAAACAAAAGGUGAAAUGAAAAAAGAGGUAAAUAAAAUAAAAAAAGGCAGCUGGCCUGUCGGUACGGCGGAGCUUCCGGUUUUAGGAUUUACUAGGUUCUUAAGGAGUCCGCCCUGGGUGGUGCAAGGGCAUCCCCGCGACAGGGUGGGGUUACUUAAAUCUUAAGUCGAGCUAAGCUUAGGGUUAAGCCGUAAGUUAUAUCGGAGAAUUUAUUUAAUAUACGCAUAUACGAUAAAUAUAUUAUUAAUUGAUUAAUAUUAUUAUUAUUACUAUUAUUAUUACUAUUAUUAUCAUUAUCAUUAUUAUUACUAUUAUACGAUACGGUGUUUCUCAUUAAAUCCACGUCGAGCGCGUCGCUCAGCGAGGGGGCACGAUUACGCGCGAUUCGCCCGUCCCAACUUGUUUGUUCGUCAAGGAGGGAACAAUUUUUUGUAAAGAAAACGUCCCAUUUUUAGACGCGUCCCUGCACUCUCGCGAAACCGAUUCAGAACACAACGAUACCGAUUCGAAAGACGCGACUCGACCAACGACCAAGGUUGUCAAAUUCUUGAGAGAAAUUACAGUUCGAUUCUCUUUUUAAAUAAUUCGCGAGUCCUCCUCUCGAUUUUAACUUCAUCCGCUCGGAAACAACUCUCGCCCUCGCCUCCUCUAAGGUGCGUUUUAAACUAGGGGUUAGUUUCCUCUAGUUAGUUUCCCCCUAGUUUCCUAGGGGUUAAUAUCUUGAAAAUCUUGAAAUCACAAAUACUGUCAGCCUCAAAUGCAAGCGAAUCAGUGAUCAAAGCGCGUGCAAUAGAGAGGUUCUAUUUUAAACUCAUCCGAAGAAACUUUCCCACGGCAUAACAGAGCCCAGAGAUGGUCAAAAUUGUACCCACGUUGAAUCAAAAUUAGAACUUCUAAUUCGCCUUCUUCUAAUUUCGCCCAUCUCUGGACGGGUGAGCGCGAGCUUCGUGGCCCCAGAACUGAAAAGGCACGCUCGACGGGGCACAGGGAAUCUCUCGCGGAGGCUUCGCGGGCCUCGAUCGCGCACGAACGAAGGAUCUAUAACGCAUAUUAUACGUAUAUCAGUAAAUGAAAAAAAAAACCAUGACAUGUGUGCUCCUUUUGGACGUGUGAUGCGUAACCCUUGCUCCAGCCAGUCGCAGAAGUUUAUAGCGGGAACUAAGAUAACCGAUUUUCGGAGGAGGUACGCACAGAGGCCAGAGAACUGACGGGACAACGCUCGACCAAUGCGUCCACGUGCAUCGUCCACGUGGCAGUAGGGAACUUAAAGAGGAGAGAAAGCGAAAACGAAAACGAAUUGUCUAGGGGGAAGAAAAAAAUAAAGAAAAAGGGGGCGAACGAAUUUUGUCCGUGGUCUGAAUUCCUCGAAACACGUUUCGAUCGGAGAAUUACGGACAGCCACGUUGCGUAACACGUCUAAUAACGUUGAUCUUCUAUGAUUUUAAUGUGUGUUCUUGCUACUAUCCGACAUAAGUCUGGCUCACAGACGACGAGGCUGCUCGCGCCUGGCGUCGGAAGUGAAGCCUUUGCGAAGGCCCCUGAAAAGUGGGAUUGGGACGCGAGAAUGCGAACGAAAGCGUUAAGACGAGUAGUCAGAUGUCGAAUUUUUUUUCUUUUUUUUUUAGAAAUAAACAGGGAUUGUAGCGUCUCGAAUAGAGGAAUCGAAGCAUUCUGAAAGUGAUCUUGCGCUCGAUGUGCCAUAGAAACAAUUUCGCGCUUGCCAAUCGGGGCAUCGAGUUAUCGAUUUGAACACGUGACUUCUCAAUGCCGCUUCCUUUCUUUCCCGUGAGCGUGUUUAGUUCGAGUCGACGGAUGUCAGUGCCAAACUACGAUUCCUUUUUGAUUUUACGAAUCGUGAUUUGAAAGCAGAGUUCCAACGAUUGGAACGCUGAUUAGUUUUUGAAACACUUGGCUAGUCUCUAGGUUGUCGUUAGUGCACUCCUGGGUUUCGAAUUUCCCGCCUUCUGCGGCUAGCCUCGCGCCUCGAGCAUUGUCUAACUUUGUGUAAGAAACAAGCGUCGAGAAUCACCUGAUAUUAUCUUUUUUUUUUUUUUUUUAUAAAAUCGCGCGGUUUUUAAAUGUAUUUUUAAACAUUUUGUGCGUUCCUAUGUUGUUAUACUUCAGUGCCAUAAGAGGUUUAUACACUUUCCCGCCUUUUUUUUAUCGCGCGGUAGAAUGAGUCUCAUUUGGAUGCCUUCCUGCCUUAGCCUUGAUUUUAUUUUAAAAGUCAGUGUCUGAGAACUGAAUCGAUUUAUCAUCGCAACUCAUUUUCCCAUCAGCAUGUAUGUUGACCUUUUUAAAUAUGGCGAUUCUUCGGGAUGUUCUGAAGCGUUUUCAAGAGUCUCUUACGCCAUCUUUGAUUACUCUUACACUUUCACGCAGUUUCACGGCGUUCUAGGAUCCACUCUGUAUAUAACAUAUUUAUUUCUCGGCGCGGGAAUGCCAAACUUUUUUAUAUACGGUCGAACUUGGUUAUAACGAACACGUGUCCAGCGAUGAUGUCGCGGCUGUAACCAGCAAAAAGUCAUAAUAAUCUUAAUUUAUACUCCCAAUUAAUAUCAGCCACCGUACCAAAUUUUCGUAACUUUGAGAAACAUCAACGUGCGAGAUAUUUGAUGGUAAUCUCAGUUUCAAGAUUCACGGAUGAAAAGACUAAUAAUAUAAAAGAAUGUCGUAUUUAUUAUUAACUAGUAUUGUUCUUAGUUAGUUGAAAAUGAAUUGCGUUUAGCAUUAAUGUUAAGUGUUAUGUAGUUUAAAGAAGCAUAUUAGUACAGAUAAUAUGCAGGCAUGUAAAUAUACUUUUUCUUCUUUAUCGUUUUUUCUAAUAUUUUUUUUUUCUAAUUUUUUUUUUUUUUUUUUUUGUCUAGAUAUAACUAUGAAAUUUUAUCAGUUCCCCCGGUAUUCCUUACAAUCGAGUUCGACUUUGCAUAUUUCAACCAUAUAUAUACAUAUAUAUAUAUAUUUUUCCCCCAGCAUUUCUCAACUGCUAUUAAAGUAAAGUCCUCGCCCAACUCCCGCGUUUAUUUUCGCGGUUUAUCUCGUCGAGGAGCAGAGAUGGGCGAAAUUCCUCUCUAAAUAAACGUUUCGAAUAACGAAUAAAAAUUAUUUAUUGUCCGAAUAAAUUUCUGCCCAUCUCUGCGGAGAAGUUGAUGCGUUCAUCGUCGCGUUUCCGAAGCGUCGAUUUCUUUGGCGACGACGCGUCGCACAGCGGUUCGUUUCGCGAAAAACGUGGCCAAAAUUCAAGUUUCACGAAGUUUCGAAAACUCUUCCUAAUUUUGGCCGCAUUUUUGGCCAUCCGGACCAUUGCGGACGCGUCUCGACGGACGAUCGAAAUCGUGCGGAGUCCGCCGCGCUGCUUUAUCGUGUAAUAUUUCUAGUAAUAAAAAUAUCUCGUCGUUUUCGCUGUUUUUUCUACCUCCUCUAUCUUAAGAAUCGAUGGAAAGCCGAAGUUGGACGCUACGGCGAAUCGCGACGAUGAGAAACGCGGAAAUUAUUCGCGGUGGACGGAAUUGGGAAUGUCACGGGACGUGAGAAAAGACUCCAGAAUAAAGAAGGUUGAACGUGAAAUAAAUAACAAAAAUAAUGGUUAUAAAACGUGUUAAGGAGAAAGUAAAAGAAACGAAACGAAACGAGAGGUAGAAAAAGAAUGGUACAGUCAAAGGCCACUUCCGUCAGCCAAUUAUCGGCGGCAGUGUAAGAAUUACGGUCUGAAACAUAAUAAAGAUAAUGAAAGAAUAUUAUUAUAAAAUGAAAUGAAUUAAAUAAGUAUAUAUAUAAAUAUAUAUAUACACACACAAAAAAAUUAUUAUAUAUAUAUAUAUCUCUCUCUUCUCACUAUGAUAAAGAUAUACAGUGAAUAAUAAUUCUAUCUCUCUUUGCUACCAAGUUGUACUUAUUCUUAAUUGAUUUACUUGUACAAAAGAAUGUGUUAAAUAAUAAUGAAAUACAUAAUAUAAUAUACAUCUAUAAAUAAUACAUAUUAUAAAUAUAUAAAUAUAUAUAAUAUAGCGUUAACUAAAUAUUAUUAUUAUUAUUAUUAUUAUUAUUAUUAUUAUUAUUAUUAUUACGGUCAUCGUGAGAUACGGUUAUUUUUAAUUGUUUCAUUAUUGAUUGUCAUUAUUAUUACGAUUAUUAUUAUCAUUAUAUUCCUAUUGAUUAUCGUUACCAUUGACGACGUUACCGAUGCUAUUUAACUAUUAUCACAUCGUCACUAUCGAAUGCGAGAGAAAAACAAGUACGUAAGUGCGUGAGUGAGUUUUCGAAGCGCGGGAACCGCUGGUAAAGAUAAUAUACAUUGUGUAUACUAUCUCCUACCACUGGUCACUAUUGUGAUGGUCGUUUCAUGCUGCGUUACCACGAGGGAGACACGAUUACAGCAGUUCAGAACUCGAAUCUCAUUUUCUUUUAAUUAAUUAGCUAAACUGUGGAAUUAUUUUACUAGGAGAAAAGAUAACGUGAAGUUUUCAUUCAGUUCCGAUUAUUCGAAUCAAAUUCUUUGGCCAGCUUUACCCAAAGCAACACGAAGAAAACGUGAUAAUAUAGAAAAACGUUCAUGUCGAUUUGUUUGUUAAGAGUGCAUAGUAAAAACAGAAGAACGUUACCUGAACGCGAACCGUGUCCCAGCGUAUAAACGCAGCCGCCUCUUAACAUAUUGUACAUAUUCGUGCGCGUCUCUUGAUCCUAACAUUGUAUCGUGUCGUAGAAUCUCUUUAGAUAGGUGAAAAAUCAUGAUCGAUCGUCGGUAAGUCGUUGGGAAACGUUACCGAUCCGGCUCGGAUCAUCGUGGAUCGUUACCGAUCCCGUAGGAAGGAUCGAUCCUGUGACGAAAGUAUAUCACUACUGGUCGUUUGCUUCGAUCUUUCUGGGGCAAAGUGCAAUCGUUGCCUUCAUUACGAAUAGGAAUGCAGAUUAUUAUUGUAAAAUUUUUCUCGAGCAUUUUUCUUUUCUUAUCGACGGAGAAAGCGUCUCGUCGAUGAUGCAGGAUCGUCCUUGACGCUCGUGUCCUUUUAUCAGCGCGGGAAAAACGCAUUUGAGUGUUUCUGGAGAUAGUCACGAUUCUCGUCUAUAUAAAAAGAUAUUAACCACUUGAGAGAUAUUGAUACACGUGUGUAUUGCUGCUUUUAUAUUAAAAUUAUCAUUAUUUAUGGUCAUAAUACCUUUUAGUAACGAAAUUCACUCCAUCUCUGUUGUGAUGAGAGGACACGCUCGUCUUUCGUUGCAUCCGAACCGUUCACGUUUUCGUAACGACAGAUCCACGUGUUCUUUGCUCACGCGAUCGAUGCAUCGAUACCUCGAAUAACCUGAAACGAACACGCGAAAUCCAACGAAUCUCCUCUUAAUUCUUACUACAACUUCCUUCUGGAACAAGGGCGGGCAAACUUCUUUAUUUAUUUAAACUCAAAUCUGAAAAAUAGAAGAUCUAGUUUCGACCCAACUUUCAUUUCACUUUAAUUUGUCGAUCGUAAAAUGAUAUUAUAUUUCACGUUAGGCAAACGAAAAUUUACUUUAAUGUAUCCUUAUGUAAAGAGAAGGGGUGUCAAAAAUGGCCAAAAUCGUCCUCGCGUAAUUAAUGAACCCCCAAACGUUAAGAAUGAACCAUUUUCAUUUUUAUUAAAGUACCGAUCGUAUCCAUCCUUGUUUCCGAACGGUGCCCGAUGAUAUUCAAUAGUAUUCGAUAGUUGCAUCGCAUUGGCGUCGCAAGAUUCACCCCCCCGGUGGAAACGAGAAACUGUAUUAUAUUGUAGUAGCGUGUAAUAUCGUUAAGCUUACGAUUGGGGUGAACCCAAAGCCUUUCUCUUAGAAUUACGUGCGCGUCCACCGAAAACGUCUCGACUCCCAGAUCGAUUCCUUUCCCAUUUCGAGUCUCAUUGUGUACGAGAGAGUGAGUACGGGUAUGAUUAACGAUAAUGUGCGUCGAUGCGUUAUCUUUAGUACGCGAACGAACGUCCACGAUUAUAUUACACGGCCAGGCUGUGUACACACCGCGUUUAAGACAUUAAAAAAUCAUCGAAAAUGAGGAAUAACGACCAAUGGCGUAACCAACAAUUUUACGAACUUCGGUAGCCAUCAGAUUUUGCUUAUUGUUAUUCUUCUACAAACUACUGUCUCCUAAACGCUCUCAGAAUUCAUUUCUACUCUCGAUAGUUCGCAAAAUUAAUCAAAAAAUUAAACUAACUUUGUUUGUUACGCCACUGGCGAAGCCAUUUCCUCGGUCUACUACCAAUCGCGAAAGCGUUUCAUAUUUGAGGCACCUAAUCUAUUUCGUUUUUGUAACAUAAAAACGAUAAACAAUGGGAUAUGGUUUUUCCCAAAGGGAAGGGGGACUGAUUCCACGAUUAUAUAAAAAAUUUCUGACUGCGAUGUACGUACGAGACUACCGUGAAAAAUAAUUCUGCCCGUUUCCAAGCACGCGUAUCUUCGCGAUUAGAGCUCGAUCGAUCGGGAUAAUCGAACAGCGAAUGGGUGGACUAGCGAUUUCUUAGAUUGUUACGAACUCGUUCGAGAUACUUUGUCCCUCCGUGAUGCGAGCAAGAACAGCUAAUGAGGAUUUUACCAUUUUAUCUACAUUUUUCAGACACGCACUCUUUUUCUCUAUCUCUCUUUGUAUCUCUUUAUAUUUCUGUCCGAUAUUAUCCCGCGAUUCGCGACGCCACCGACGUCGUACGCGUCCACGUCGCGACGCCUAGAUUUCCCACGAGGGUGUGAUCGAAUCGAUAGAAGCCUCGAUUGUAUUAUCGAUUCAUAAACAAUUCUACAAUGCUGGACGAAGGUAUUGGCAACUUUCAGAUUUACGGGAAUAAUUAAAUAAUUACGGGAAAAAUUGAAUAACAGAGUUAAUUUGUUCAUAAGAUUUUACAUCGACUGUCCCAGUUUACUACGCAACGAGAACCAGCGAUAUAAGUGGAGUGCCAUUGAAGUAAUUAUAAAGAAAAAUAUUUUAGUCCAUUUAGUAAGCAUUAUCGCGCGGAAAGAUUUACAAAAUAUAACAAAUAUAUUCUGUGCAAUUUGCAUAGCUUUAAGGGAAAGGUUUAAACAGGCCAUUUCGUUAUAUACGAGGCUCUUUCGAUAAAUCGAUAAGCAAUACAACAGCCUCGUGGGCACGUACGACUCGACAAGAUGGCGCCCGUUCCCGGAACAGAAUUUUCGCGAUGACUUAUAGGCGGUUAUAUACAUGUAUAUACGCAUAUAGUAGGUAUACAUACGGAGUUAAGUUGCGUGCAUUCUCAUCUCUUUAUAUAAAUAUACACACACAUGCGCGCGCAGACGGGAGCGAAUCCACACGAUAAGGCACACAGGCGAGACCACAAGCUAAAAUACACAUAUGAUAUACGGUGUAAUAUUUAUAUAUACAAAUUACAAAAUUGUGUAACAAUAAACGAAAAAGGAAAUUAAUUUAAUCACAGAGGGAACACGAUCAAAUUGGUUGAAAAACAACUUUUAUGUACCUGUUACGACUGAUUACUGUAUACGCAAUAAAUAUAUGUAUACAUGUAUAUGUAUAUAUGUGCACGUGUCUGUGUGUGUAUCUAUAUAUAUAUAUUAUAUAUAUAUUAUAUAUAUAUAUAUAUGUAUAUCAUACCAUGUCACCAUUGUUUUGUAAUUAUCGUUAAAUGUCAUUAACUGCUUGCUAUCCGCGACUUGUGAUCCGCCAUACAUUUAUAUCGAUAAUCGUAUGUACAUAUCGAAUUAAAAAACAAAAAGAAAGAAUCGAGAACGAAGAAACGAACGAAAUAUCAGCGAGACACGUGAAAGUACACGCGUUGAACAUCGUGGACUGCUUUCGUUUGCCACGUAUACAAUUACACCGCCUUCUGUAGCGCGACCAGGUUGUUUUCUCGUCGAUCAAAAAUAACAAAAAUUCAAUCGCGUAUCGAAAAGCAACCGAAAGCACAUACGCUUGGAUCUCGCGACGUGAAGGUGCACGACGCAAAGGGAACGAACGGAACGAAGCAGCUGCGAAUCGAUCGCGUGGAAUGUAUCGUGGCGAAACGUUAGGAGAGCAAGGAGGAUUUUAAUCAAUUUUUCCAAGGAAAUCGUAGCAUUAGACUUCGUUUCUCUUGUCAGUUUUAUGCGUCGAUCGCUCGGUGGAUCCACCUGUCCAGUGUAAAACGCGAGCAAAGCGGCAAAUAAACGAGCAUCGUCGAGAAAAGAGCACCCAGAGAUCGAUUACUCUUAAACUAUUUGAAAUACCAUUUCAUUAUAUACGUUCUCUUUAACAGCAAGUGUUUCGAAUAAAUCGUUACUUCAGUUAUUUCUAAAUAACGUUGCUGCGAAGCGAAAGACUGAAACGUUACUUCAACCAUGAAAAUACAUUAUUUCUAUUAUCGAAAAAAAAAAAAAAACUGGAACACUUGUUCCUGCCCAUUUGUCGAGGUUUUCUUUUCGAAAGUCGUGUUCACCAUAGGUGAAUCCAUUGGGCGUACACUGGGAACACUGCAUGAACCGUAACCGAACGUUAAAUUUGCGGCAUUCGAAGAAUGGCAUUCAACGAUAAAACUGUACAUACGCACGUUUACUAUUAUCUAUUUACCAUUACGAGAAAUCUUACUCCUAAGAUCUUCGACUGUACGACUUUAUCGAAAACGAGAUUAAUUCUGGCGAAGGAGAACGACGACAACUACGAAACAAAAAAUUAAAAAAGAAACACAAAAGUUAACACGAAAGCGAACUGCAUUGCAUACAUUGUUUAGCGCCAUUGUGAAACUCUAUCCCUUCUUACGAGAUAAGCAUAAUUAUAUUUGUUUAUAUAUACAUAUACAUGACGAACCAUACGUAUAGAAAACAUUACAACUAUUAUUAUCAUUGCUGUCGUUAUCGGUUACUUUAUCAUUAUUAUUAUUAUCAUUAAGAUUAUCGUCGUUAUCAUUAAAAUUACGGCCACCACUAUUAUUAUUAUGAUUAUUAUCAGUAAAAGAGGAAAAAAAAAAAGGACGGACGAUGAAGGUACGGUGGAUAAUUGCUAAAAUUAAAUAAAAGAUCUUACUUAUACAUAAUUAUAAAUACGUCAUGAUGACAUAUUCAUAACAAUUAAUUAUUACGAUAACGUAAUGACAUUAUUAUUAUUACUAUUAUAAAUAACACCCCCUAUUCCCAUUUGUUGUGAAUGUUUACGUUGUUUUAUGAUAUUCAGAAUAUUCUAAAAAUAAAGUCUAUAAUUUCCACGAA
Hylaeus volcanicus is the source of this 16160-nucleotide messenger RNA. RefSeq lists its product as uncharacterized. The record is from RefSeq and is a predicted model, not a curated record. The transcript is spliced from 15 exons. Gene Ontology annotation, molecular function: calmodulin binding; calmodulin-dependent protein phosphatase activity. Gene Ontology annotation, biological process: calcineurin-mediated signaling. NCBI's taxonomy places the organism in Eukaryota, Metazoa, Arthropoda, Insecta, Hymenoptera, Colletidae. The coding region runs from base 1345 to 5589 and encodes 1414 amino acids. Gene Ontology annotation, cellular component: cytoplasm; calcineurin complex.